AUGGCCCCCCCCCGUGCACCGCACGGGCGCCGAGGCUGGCCCGGCCGGCAGUCGGUCCUCUUGGCGGCCCUGGUCCUGCUCCAGCUGCUGGCGCUCUGCCAGCCGGAGUCGGGCACCGCCGCGGCGGCGGCCGGCUUGCGGGACCCGGCCCCCCUGUACCGGGCGCCGGUGCCCCUGUUCCCCGGGAUCCGGAGCCCGGACGAUGCCAUCGGCUUUUUCGGCAGGCAAGACACCUCGGGCUUGAGCUACCUGGCCGUCUUCCAGGCCGACGGCCAUGUGGCCAUCCACCAGCAGGCCGGCAUCCAGUACGCCAUCAACAGCCAGGCUCGGAGCGGGGCCUUUUUCUCGGCCACCCCGACCCUCGAGAUGGGCAAGGCCAUCACCCGGCCCGGGCCGUAUCGGCUGGUGCUGGCCGCGUCGGACAGCGGGCCGGCAUUCUUGGCCUUUGCCGCCACCUGGGCGGGCCUUUUCAAGGAUGGCGAGUGGCUCACCUUCGAUAUGACGGCCGGCCCGGUCGACGUGCUGGACUACCUGGCCCUCGCGCCGCUCCAGGUUCUGGUGGUAGUGCGUGCCACUGACUCCAACGCGCUGUACCUCCUCCAGCUGUCGGUCCAGCUGAUGGAGCGGAAGCUAGCGGUGCCCGGCUCGGUGACCGGCCCCAUCACCGCCCGGAUCAGCCGCAGGCCGGCCAUCCAGGUGGCCCUCCAAGACGGGGUGUACUUCUUCGAGCCCGGCGGCGCGGGCCCCCUGCAGCCUGUGGGCCAUCUUCCCCUGCCGGGCCAUGUGUCGGACUUGGCCGUUGUCAAGAUGCCCAACACGAACUACGACGGCCUGGUGCUGGUCCUGCAGCAGCAGCAGCAGCAGCAGCAGACCAUCCACAUAUGCCCGGAGAUCGACUUGGCCUGGAACUGCGCGGGGGGCCACCAGCUUGCCCCUCCCGGCGGGCCGAUGGCCGACCUCCGGCUAAGGCCGCCCCCGGGUGGGGAGCUGUUCGCGCACCCCCCGACGGACUGGCUGCUCGUCGGCGAUGCCGCAACCGGUGCCAUGUACCGGGUGUUCCUGGCCGCCAACGAGCCCGACCCCUGGCAAGCGGUCCUGCUGCCGCCCGGCCUCACCGCGCCCGAGGCCCUGCAGGUCAUGUACCUUGCCAUGGCCGGCGGGUCGGCCGCCCCGCAGGAGGCGCUGACCGACCGGCAGACGGCCUACUUCCACUACCAGGCCUUCUGCCAGGGCGACUCCACGGUUUCCUGCGACAGCCCGGACUUCUGGCACCUUGCCUCCGAUGACGGGUACACAUGCUCCCCCGGGCGUGCCCUCUCGCCGCUGAACAUGCCCGCGUCCCUGUGCGGGGCCUGCGCCGCUGGCUUCUUCAUGCCGAGCCAUGCGACCGGCUCCUGCAGCCCCUGCUCGUCGGCCAUGUGCGAGGUGUGCUCCCUGGCCGGGGAUUGCCUCGUUUGCCAGGCGCCCCGGCUGCUGCAGAUGGUCCCGGCCUCCGGGAAGGAUGCCUGCGUGGUGGCGUGCAGCCCGGGCUUCGUGCCGGACGCCGGGGGGACUCGCUGUGUGCCGCCGGCGGCCAUGGCGCAGGCCAGCCCGUCGGCGCCCCAGCCACUGGCCCACGCCCAAGCUCCGGCGCUGGUGGUCUUCCGGUCGUACGUCCACGUGGAAAAUGGCCAAUGCCGCCUGUACGCGGCCGACACGCCGGUCUCCCAGCUGGCGGGCAACCUCCUGGCCCUGAGUGGGAGUGACUCACCGCCGGAGUGGAUCCGGCCAAAUCCGGCCCCCCCCGGCGGGGUCCUCACCACUGCCCUGCCCUGUCCAGCGGCCGGGACCCUGUCCGAGGCCUUCUUCGCGGCGGUAGAGCUGCCGCCGGCUCUGGAUGCAAAUGGCAGGAUGGUUUCCCGGGUGGUGGCCUGUCAGGAGAAUGGGUCUCUCUAUGUCAGGCAGAUGGCCUGCGCCGCCGCGGAUAGCAGCAACACCCUCCCCUGCACCUUGGUGGAGUCCCUGCCCUCGAAUCACCACUCGGGCUUCGGUCAGUGUGCCUCCCUGCGGCAGGUGUCGGCCCGCCGGGUGUCCAUGCUGACAGCCGCCGGCCAGCUGCGGCUCCUGACCAUCGACCCCCAAACCGGCACCAGCCACCUGCAAAGCCUGGCUCCCGUCUCCUGGCAUCCGGUCCUGCUGCCGGGCAUGCGGGCCACCCAGUCCACCGACGAGUGGCUGCUGAUGCACCUGGCCGACAGCCGGUCGGUCGUCCUGCAGCCGCUGGACCUGCUGCUGGGCAGCGACCCGCGGACCCAGGUUGCCCGGCGCCUGCUGGCGCUCCGGGCCCCGGACCCCAUGCAGCCCGACCCGCGGCACCUGGAGCCGGUGCUUCUGCCGGGCAUCCGGCCCGGCGCCCCGACCGGGGAGCUUUUCCUGUCCGGGGCCCAGCCCGGCCCCGGGGGCCUGGCCAGGUGGGUGGUCGGGCAUCUGCCCUUCGGCGGGCUCCCCCAUGGCCGGAGUGCCGACCUGCCGCUGGCAAUCCAUGUGCUGGGCCACCUGGACCCGGGCUCGGCCAAUGUGCUGCCCGCCUUCCGGACCUUCGCCCUGCCGGUCCCCUGGUCGGCAGACGUGCCCGGGCUGCUGGUUCUCCUGACGCCGGAGCUUGUGGGCGUGGCGCUGGUCCACUGUGGCCGGCCUCCGGGGCGCACCUGCUGGCCGCAGCCGGCUCGCUUCAUCGGCCUGGACCCGCCGCUGGCCAGCCUGGACCGUGUGUCGGUGGGGGCCCUGCCGCUGGCGGCCUCCCCGGGGGCGGCUCCCCCCGGCGGCGUGCUCAUCCUGGUCCCCGGCAUGCAGGGCUCCCAGCCGGGGCCCGGCUGGACCAUCCGCCUGGCGCCGGUGGCCUGCCCCCCGGGGACCUAUGGGCCGGAGUGCCGGCAAUGCGACCAGGCGUGCAUCACCUGCCUCGGCCCCGGGGCCGACAUGUGCACCGAGUGCCGGUACUGGCUCGCGGGCCAGGAGGCCCACUGCCUGGACCGGUGCGACGGCCCGGUGGCGUCGGCCCCCGGGCCCGGCGAGUGUGCCUGCCAGCAGCCCUGCACCCAGUGCCAGGUGGCUCCCGAGGGGCUUGGCUAUCGGCCGGUGUGCGCGAUGUGUGCCCCCGGCUGGGCCCUCCCCCAGCCGGCCACCCCCUCGGCCGGCGGCUGCGGCCAGUGUCACGCCUCGUGCGCCACCUGCUCCCUCCCUGCGGACCCGCUCCAGUGUGCCGCCUGCCUUCCGGGGGCCUUCCUGCUCGAGGGGGUCUGCCUGGGGGCCUGCCCGGAGGGCUUCUUCCCGGAUGCGUCGGCCACCUGCCGGGCUUGCCCGGCCGGCUGCUUGCAUUGCACUCUCCCGGACAGCUGCAGCACAUGUGCCCCGAAGCACUUUUGGGGGGGGCCCGCCGUCGGGUGUGCCCGGUGCGAUGCGUCCUGCGCCACGUGCGACAAUGCCUCCAGCUGUGGCUCCUGCAUGGCGGGCCUGGUGUUCCUGGACCCCCAGGCGCCCUCGCUGUGCGGCAGCACCUGCGCCCCGGGCGAGUAUGUCGGCGCUGGCCGGUGUGCCGCGUGCGAUGUGAGCUGUGCCCUGUGCGACCAGGCGGCCGACCGGUGCCAGGUGUGUGCGGCCGGCUUCCGCUGGUCCGGCCCCGCGCCGGCGGCCGGCGCCACUGGCACAUGCGUCCCCUGUGAGCUGGGGUGCGCCUCCUGCAGGGCGAGCGGCUGCCUGGUGUGCGGGGCCGGCCUCGUGCUGGACCCCAACGGGCAGUGUGUCGCCGACUGCCCGGCCGGGAUGUUCAGCAACGGCGAGUCGUGCCAGCCGUGCGACGUCAGCUGUCGGACGUGUGCCGGCGACGGGGCCGACCAGUGCACCGGCUGCGACGCGGGGCUGGAGCUUGUCGAGGCGGCCCCCGGCGUGGGGACCUGCGUGUCCGGCUGCCUGGACAGCGAGUAUCGUGCGGGUGUUGAUUGCCUGCCUUGUGACGGUGCUUGUGCCACGUGCAACGGCCCUUCGGACAAGGACUGCUGGCGGUGCGCCGGGGCCGUGCUGCAGGGCGACGACUGCGUGCAGGCCUGCGCGGCCGGGCAUGUGGCCGUGGCCGACCGGUGCCUGGCCUGCCACCCCUCGUGCUCCGAGUGCGCCGGGGUCCGGAGCACCGAGUGCACCGGCUGCCCGGGGGAUCUGUAUCCUCUGCCGGCCGAGCAGUGGCCCUCGCGCUGCGCCGGGGCCUGCCCGGUGGGGUACCACACCUCGGCCAGCGGCUGCCGCCAGUGCACGGAGCACUGCUCCAGCUGCCCGCACAACGCAACCACCUGCGCCCUGUGCGAGCGCGGGUGGCUGCUGGCCGGCCCGGCCUGCGUGAGCUCCUGCCCGGCGGGCUCCCUGGCCACGGGCGGGGUGUGCACCACCUGCCACGAGUCCUGCGGGACCUGCUACGGCCCGGAGCCGGAGCACUGCCUCACCUGCGAUGGGAACUCCCCACUUCUGGUGGACGGCCGCUGCCUGGCCACCUGCCCGGCCGGCACCUUCCACAGCGGCGAAACAUGUCUGCCAUGCAGUCCGACCUGCGGCGCCUGCUCCGGGCCCGGGGCCGCCGAGUGCACGGCCUGCCCGGCGGACCGGGUCAUGCAUGGCAACGCAUGCCUGACCAGCUGCCCAGCCGGGUAUUUUGCCGAGGCCGACCGGACAUGUCGCGCCUGCCAUGGGUCCUGCCUGGCCUGCGCCGGGGCGGCCGCCGACCAGUGCACCGACUGCCCGGAGACGUGGCUUUUGCAGCAGGGCGAGUGUGUGAAAAGCUGCCUCGGCGCGGCGUUUGCAUGCAGCGCAUCGCGAGCAUGCGAGGCUUGUCCAAGCAGGUGCGCCCGAUGCAUCGCCACCGCGGCUGGCGCCUCUGCAUGCACUCCCUCCUGCCAGCUGUGCGAGGGCGGCUUCGUCCUGUCCCCGUCGACCGGGGCAUGUGCUGCCAGCUGCCCGGCCGGCGAGUACAGCACGGGCUCCGGCACCUGCGCCCCAUGCGGCCCCUCCUGCCGGGCAUGCUUCGGCGCGGCCGAGCACUGCACCUCGUGCAUGGACCCGGAUGCCUGGCUGCAUGCGGGCGAUGGGGUAUGCCUGAGCGCCUGUCCGGCCGGCGGGCUGGCCGCGGUCGAGUUCCCGGCCGCGGCGCCCCCCCUGCCAGGGCGGGUGUGCCUCGCUUGUCCGGCCGGCUGCGAGCGGUGCGCCGCCGGGCCAGGCACCCCGGCGUGUGCCUUCGGCCCGGACGGGGAGCUGGUCUGCCCGGAGGCCGACCGCUGCGACCGGUGCAUCUCCUCGCACCUGCUGAGCGGUGGCUCGUGUGUGGCCAGCUGCCCGGGCGGGACGUUCGUGGAUCGCGACGCGCCGGCGCCGGCCUGCGCGCCCUGCCACGCCAACUGCAAGACGUGCACCGGGCCCGGGGAGGAGGAGUGCACUAGCAGCACGUCUGCCGGUCGCCGCCUCGCCCUCGGCCUGGGCAUCGGCCUGGGGCUGCUGCUCCUGCUCCUGCUCCUGCUGCUGGUGCUGUUCCUGCUGCUGCGGCUGCGCCGCCAGCGCGGCGCCCCGACCAAGACCGACGAUGACGAGGACGCCACCGUGAUGAACACCAUGCUGGAGCUGUCGCUCCCCGGCAGCAUCUUGGUGAGCAUCGCCAGCGACUUCGCCCCGCUGAACGAGGAGCAGCUGGGCGCCGGGACCCAGGCGUCGGUCUACGCGGCGCGCGCCGUCGGGGCCGGCAUCUCCGACCGGCUGGGCUGCCCGGGCACCGUGGCCAUCAAGCAGCUGAAGGCCGAGCGCAUGAACCCCACCCAGGUGACCCUCUUCCAGAACGAGGUGGCCCUGAUGUGGCUGCUGCGCGACGCGCCGAACAUCGUCCGGCUGUACGGCUACAGCGACCAGCCGCCGGCCCUGGUGAUGGAGCGCUUUGACACGGACCUGGCCACGCUGCUGCACUCGGACGUUCCCCUGGACCAGGGCGCCAUCCUGGACAUCUGCCAGCAGUGGGCCUCCGGGCUGGAGGCCAUGCACGCGCAGGGCAUCGCCCACCGGGACCUGAAGCCGGGCAACGUGUUUGCCAGCCAGCGCCCGGACGGCGGCUGGCGCGCGGCCCUCGGCGACCUGGGCACCAGCCGGAACCUGAACGCCGACCGGUCGUCCACCCUGGUGAGCCAGGCGCCGGAGCUGAACGCCAUGACGGCGCGGUACGCGGCGCCCGAGGCGCUGGCCGCCUUCCACCGGAAGCGCCCGCUGGACCCGGAACUCCUGCUCCCGGGGGACAUCUACAGCGCGGCCGUCAUGCUGUGGGAGUGCCUCACGCGCACGGUCCCCUGGCAGGGGAGGACCUUCGAGCAGAUCAGCUCCGGCGUGCUGGCCGGGGUCCGUCCCCCGGCGGACGGCCUCCACGGGCCGCUGGCGGACCUGCUCCACAUGGCCUGGGACUCGAAUGGCCACACCCGGCCCUUGGCCGCCUCCCUUCGCCAGCAGGUGGCCACACAGGUGGCCUUUCUGAACUGA
Fonticula alba is the source of this 6534-nucleotide messenger RNA. RefSeq names its product TKL protein kinase. The transcript is spliced from 4 exons. Bases 1 to 6534 code for a protein of 2177 amino acids. Gene Ontology annotation, molecular function: protein kinase activity; ATP binding. NCBI's taxonomy places the organism in Eukaryota, Rotosphaerida, Fonticulaceae. Gene Ontology annotation, biological process: protein phosphorylation. The record is from RefSeq and is a predicted model, not a curated record.